Messenger RNA from Zea mays, 2266 nucleotides. Its product is annotated as 3-oxoacyl-[acyl-carrier-protein] synthase II chloroplastic. Gene Ontology annotation, biological process: fatty acid biosynthetic process. The transcript is spliced from 13 exons. Gene Ontology annotation, molecular function: 3-oxoacyl-[acyl-carrier-protein] synthase activity. The record is from RefSeq and is marked validated. The coding region runs from base 353 to 1843 and encodes 496 amino acids. Lineage: Eukaryota; Viridiplantae; Streptophyta; Magnoliopsida; Poales; Poaceae. Gene Ontology annotation, cellular component: mitochondrion.
CUCCACUCCUCCCGUCGAGCACUUGGCACUGCCAAUGGCGGCUCCCGCCCACACCCCUUCGAUGCGCGCAAGCCACCUUCUUUCCCCGUGAGAUCGACGCACCUCCCCCUCUCGUGCUUCAUUCCCGCUCGUCGUUCGUUUCUUCGGCCCCGAGCCGUCGCGCGGUCGCCUCCACAUCUCGUCGUGCUUUAAGGUCUUUGGCCUCCGCCGUUCUUGGACAGGGGCACACCACUGUCCACCGGUGCCCACUACGCGAAAUACGAGUCCCUCGUGCGGCUCCGUAGGGUGGAAGAGAUCCAUCAGGCGGUGAGUGGGAGGGGCGGCGUCCACACAACCGGAGGGGAGGGGGGCAAUGGCGGCCGUGGCAGGCCCACUCUGCACGUGGCUCGUCGCCGCGUGCUUAUCUGCGGCAUGCGACGCUGAAGAGCACAAGCAGAAGCAUUUCUGCGCAGGCGGAAGCCGCGCUGGGGGCGGUGUCAUGCUCGGCCAGCGCCGCCGCCUCGGCGCGCGGCGUCGCGGCUUGGCGCGCUCUGGAAUGACUAUGGCUGUUGCCUUACAAGCUGAAAGAAGUGUCAUUGAAAAGAAGAAACCCGAUAUCAAACAAAGGAGGGUGGUUGUCACUGGCAUGGGUGUAGUGACACCAUUGGGCCAUGAUCCUGACGUGUUUUACAACAAUCUUCUUGAUGGUGUUAGCGGAAUAAGUGAGAUUGAGAGGUUUGACUGUUCCAACUUCCCCACGAGAAUUGCAGGAGAGAUAAAAUCCUUCUCUACUGAUGGUUGGGUUGCACCUAAACUUGCAAAGCGGAUGGACAAGUUUAUGCUAUAUCUGAUAACUGCUGGAAAGAAGGCAUUAGAAAAUGGUGGACUCACUGAAGAACUAAGGAAUGAGUUGGACAAAACCAGGUGUGGGGUUCUUAUUGGUUCUGCAAUGGGUGGCAUGAAGGUUUUUAAUGAUGCAAUUGAAGCACUGAGGGUCUCUUACAAGAAAAUGAACCCAUUUUGUGUUCCUUUUGCAACUACGAAUAUGGGCUCUGCGAUCCUUGCAAUGGAUCUGGGAUGGAUGGGACCAAACUAUUCUAUUUCCACAGCUUGUGCUACCAGUAACUUCUGUAUCCUUAAUGCAGCAAACCACAUCAGAAGAGGCGAAGCUGACGUUAUGCUCUGCGGUGGUUCUGAUGCACCUCUUAUCCCAAUCGGAUUGGGAGGUUUUGUGGCAUGCAGAGCUCUUUCACAGAGGAACAGUGACCCAACAAAAGCUUCUCGGCCUUGGGACAUGGGACGUGAUGGUUUUGUUAUGGGGGAAGGGGCUGGUGUCCUCGUAUUGGAAGAACUUGAGCAUGCCAAGGAAAGAGGUGCAACAAUAUAUGCUGAAUUUCUUGGUGGAAGCUUCACAUGUGAUGCUUACCACAUGACUGAGCCACAUCCUGAAGGAAGAGGGAUUACUCUCUGCAUCGAAAAGGCACUAGCUGAUGCAGGGGUAGCAAGGGAAGAAAUCAACUACGUGAAUGCCCAUGCAACAUCUACACAAGCAGGUGACUUGAAGGAGUAUGAGGCUAUCGUGCGCUGUUUUCGCCAGAACCCUCAACUGAGGGUGAACUCGACCAAAUCAAUGACUGGGCAUCUUAUAGGAGCAGCUGGUGGAAUAGAAGCAGUUGCUUCUAUACAAGCUAUAAGAACUGGUUGGGUCCAUCCAAAUUUGAAUUUAGAAAAUCCAGAGGACACCGUGGACGUGGGCGUCUUGGUAGGGUCACAGAAGGAGAGAUGUGAAGUGAAGGUGGCGUUGUCCAACUCAUUCGGAUUCGGUGGGCACAACUCAUCGAUUCUCUUUGCCCCCUUUAAGUGAACAUGACCGAGGCGAAGAACCGACAUCUUCAUCAUCGCGCAAAUGGCUUCAUAUAUCUGGAACUCCACAUAGAAAUCUGGUGGAUUCUGCAACUUCCUCCGUGCCACACAUACUGCAUAUGGAGGUCCAAAGUGAGGGUACAAUACUAUGCCACACACAUUUGAGCGAACAAAACAUCAGCCCCCCUACAUGUUUCAUCUACUAUCACAAAGUUGCAAAAUAUAUAUGGUAACUAUCAAAGAACUUACCGUACCUGGGCCAGUGUUUUCGCCUUCACCAUACCUGCCCAUUGUCAGUACUAUUUCCUACAUUUGGUGUAGUCCCGUAGCUUAAUCCUCUUCCCUGCGGAGGUGAUGGGAUCUUAUGUUGUAUUGUUGUUGCCAACAGUAUCGUUAUUAGCCAUGAAUUGCUGGUUCCCACUGU